This is a messenger RNA of Colletotrichum fioriniae, 1737 nucleotides long. RefSeq lists its product as uncharacterized. Gene Ontology annotation, cellular component: fungal-type vacuole membrane. Lineage: Eukaryota; Fungi; Ascomycota; Sordariomycetes; Glomerellales; Glomerellaceae. The record is from RefSeq and is a predicted model, not a curated record.
AUGGCCGAAGAUGAAGAAAGAUCGCCGCUCCUGGCGGGCAAGGGCAAAGGCAGGGCCGAAGAUGAUUCCUCAUUGUCCGAAUCAGCGCCUCUGUUAUCCAGCUCCUCUGCGACGCCCCGAUAUGACGGCGAGCAAGACGACCCUGAGAGGUCCCGCGCUGCCUCCCUCGCUUCGAACCCUCCGAGCACAACCACUAAGAGUUCUGUACGAUGGGCAUCCGUGAUAUCCAUCAUCGUAUUGAUAUUGUUGGUCUUUGGUAUCAUGGCCGGUUGCUUUUUCGUACCCUCGGCAGUUCAAGAGUAUGCGAAGCAGGCUGCUGUCGUGGAGCCGACAAAUCUGGCCCUAGAAUCGAUCACGACGGACGGUGUGCGGGCACGUGUUCAGGCCAACUUCAAGCUUGACGGCUCUAGGGUCCAGGACACGACAUCUCGAAGGAUUGGAAAGUUUGCGACUUGGAUUGUGAGGCAAUUGGGAACAGAGCAGACAAAGGUUGGCGUGUUCUUGCCAGAAUACGACGACGCUUUGCUUGGCACUGCUGUCGUGCCGCCACUCACCAUUAGUAUCGUCGAUGGCCAAACGACCGCGAUCGAUUUCAUCGCCGAACUGUCGCCCGGUGACGCCGAAGCGUACCGAAAGAUUGCCAACGAAUGGCUAGAUGGGAAGCUCGACCAGCUGAAGGUGCUUGGAAAGGCCAAUAUCCCACUCAAGUCCGGAAUCCUCCCACUCGGCACUCAUCCAGUGAGCGAGGUCUUGGUAUUUGAAGCGAACCAAAUCCCAACGUUGCCGCAGUAUAAUAUCUCGCGCCUCAACUUCCGGGACUUGCCAGACUCGGACGGCCAGCGAACAGCUGUCGGCGCCGACGUAGCCAUUACCGCCUACAAUGAGUUUCCCGUCAGCUUAGAUGUACCGGAACUUGGGUUUGAAGUUCUGGUUCCCAACUGCAAUUCUUUCGAUCCCUACAUUCUUCUCGCCGACGCCACAACUAAACCCCUCUCAAUCAAGCCACGGACCGAUGUCACUGUCAACGUCUCUGGAAUCAUCCGAGAGCUUCCAAAGUCAUUGACAAGGGUUUGCCCUAACUCCAAGUCGUCACCUCUGGACAAAUUCUUGGAUCAGUACAUGCACGGCGAGGCCGCCACUGUCUACGUCCGUGGUCGCAAAAUGCCGGAUUCGGACACCCCAGACUGGGUCGGCGACAUUUUGUCCGAGAUCACUGUCCCCGUUCCCUUCCCCGGUCAGGGUUUUGACAACCUCAUCAAGAGUUUCUCACUCACUGACGUGAAUUUUCAAUUGCCCGAUCCUAUGGCGGACCCGGAUGACCCUGAUGGAUCGCCAAAGGUUUCCGGUACGGUUGAGGUUCUCGCGAGUCUUCCGAAAGAGAUGAACUUUGACAUCAAUGUCACGGAUUUGAGAGCUACGGCAGACGUCAUAUAUCAACACAAGAAACUCGGGGAACUCAACCUCGACAAGUGGCAGUCCGCUAACUCAACGAAAGAGGCCGGCGACGAAAAACACGAGCCUCUCCUGAGAAUUACGUCCCGGGUCAUUGACGCUCCCCUAAAUAUCACCGAUGGCGAUGUCUUGACCGACGUUAUGCAGAGACUUCUUUUCGGUGGAAAGCAGGUCUUGCUGGACGUCAAGGCCGGUGUCGACAUUCGAGUCAAUACGGCUCUUGGAAACUUGGUCUUGAAGGAUGUCCCUGCUGAGGGCAAAAUCCCGGUAAAACGUCCGUACUAA